AUGGAUGAAGAAUUAAAUAUAUUAAUAUCUAUCUAUUUAGAUGGUUUAAUCAUAAAUUAUGAUAAUCCAAUUUCUUUGAAUACAACAAUCUAUUCUAAUGGAGAUGAAAAUGAGUUAGAUCAUGAUAAACGUUUAUUAUGUAUAGCACUCAUUGCGAAACUUUCAUCAACAUAUCGAGAUUUAAAUUCACCAAAAAUAACUCUUUGUCGUCCUCGUGGUUUAAUAGAUGAAUAA
This is a messenger RNA of Adineta steineri, 234 nucleotides long. The record is from the annotation of a GenBank genome assembly. NCBI's taxonomy places the organism in Eukaryota, Metazoa, Rotifera, Eurotatoria, Adinetida, Adinetidae.